Molecule: messenger RNA, 3219 nt
Organism: Penicillium malachiteum
Lineage: Eukaryota; Fungi; Ascomycota; Eurotiomycetes; Eurotiales; Aspergillaceae
Product: peroxidase/cytochrome P450 family protein
Exons: 7
Coding region: 1-3219 (1072 amino acids)
Biological process (GO): response to oxidative stress
Molecular function (GO): oxidoreductase activity, acting on paired donors, with incorporation or reduction of molecular oxygen; iron ion binding; peroxidase activity
Source: RefSeq, a predicted model, not a curated record
AUGGCCAACGAAACCAAUGGUCACGAGAGCAAGAUCGCUCAGGUCGAACAGGUCGUCGCUGCAUCACUGAGACCCUUGCCAGCUAAAACCGGUGAUGGAACCUAUGUCAAGGAAACCAAAACUACAGGCAUCAUCAAAGAUUUGGGCCACGUUCACCUAAAAGAGGUGAAGGCACUUGUUGAAGUUGUCAAGGAUUCGGUUACCGGGGAGCCUUGGAAUGAUCGGGACUACAUCAUGGAACGAGUCAUUCAGCUUGCUGCAGGCCUGCCGUCCACUUCUCGCGACGGCAAGGAUUUGACAAACACUUUUCUGACUACUCUUUGGAAAGAUUUGCAGCAUCCACCCAUUUCUUAUCUUGGUCGUGAUUCAUCCUACCGCAAAGCCGAUGGAUCUGGAAAUAACCCAUUUUGGCCAAACAUUGGUGCCGCAAACACCCCCUACGCAAGAACUGUCCGACCAACUAUUGUACAGCCUGUUGCCCGGCCAGAUCCAGGCACUCUGUUCGAUAGCUUACUUGCUCGAAAAGAGUUCAAAGAGCACCCGAACAAGAUUUCAAGUGUGCUGUUCUAUCUUGCAUCUAUUAUUAUUCACGAUCUUUUCCAAACUGACCCUCGAGAUGGCACUGUUUCCAAGACCUCAUCUUAUCUUGAUCUAGGACCUCUCUAUGGUAACAACCAAGACGAGCAAAAUGCCGUUAGAACCUUCAAGGAUGGUAAGCUGAAGCCAGAUGUCUUCUCCACAAAGCGUGUUCUCGGAUUCCCUCCUGGUGUUGGCGUCUUGCUCAUCAUGUUCAACCGCUUCCACAACCAUGUUGUGGAGAACUUGGCCGCGAUCAAUGAGAAUGGUCGCUUUACGAAGCCAGCCGAAUCGAAUGAGAAGGCAUAUGCUACAUGGGAGAAUGACCUCUUCCAAACUGGACGCUUGAUCACCUGUGGCCUCUACAUCAACAUCAUCCUGAAAGAUUACGUUCGUACCAUUCUCAAUCUGAACCGCACAGACAGCAUCUGGAGUUUGGACCCACGAGCGGAAAUCAAGGAUGGCUUGCUGGGUGAUGCUCCGGCUCAGGCCACUGGAAACCAGGUCUCGGCAGAGUUCAAUCUUGUCUACAGGUGGCAUUCUUGUAUCUCCGCCCGAGACCAGAAGUGGUCUGAGGACCUCUACAAGGACCUGUUCAAGGGUGAUGACCCAAACACACUCAGUCUGCCACAGUUUGUUCAAGGUCUCUAUAAAUGGGAGGCCACCCUUCCAGAGGAACCCGAGAAGCGUCCUUUCGCAAAUCUUCAGCGACAGGCAGACGGCUCUUACCCUGAUGAUGACCUGGUCAAGAUCUUCCAGGAUAGUGUCGAAGAUGUUGCUGGUGCCUUUGGGGCAUCGAAUGUGCCACCUAUUUUCAGGGCUGUUGAGAUCCUCGGUAUUAAGCAAGCGCGUUCAUGGAACCUGGCUACUUUGAAUGAAUUCCGAUCCUACUUCAGUCUGGCUCCAUACAAGACCUUCGAAGAGAUUAAUUCGGACCCAGAAAUUGUUGACCAGCUCCGCCAUUUCUAUGAUCAUCCCGAUCUAGUCGAGCUCUACCCUGGUCUUAUUGUGGAAGAUGCCAAGAAGGCUGUGGUGCCAGGUAGUGGCUUGUGUACCAACUACACAAUCUCUCGAGCAAUUCUCUCGGAUGCUGUCUCGCUGGUCAGAGGUGAUCGCUUCUACACCACUGAUUAUACUCCCAAGCACCUUACCAACUGGGCAUACAAUGAGAUCAACUAUGAUACCUCAGUUGAUCAAGGCCAAGUCUUCUACAAGCUGGCUCUGAGGGCCUUCCCCAAUCACUUCAGUGGAGACUCUGUCUAUGCUCAUUUCCCAAUGGUUAUCCCGAGUGAGAACCAGAAGAUCCUGAAGAGUCUUGGAAAGGGUCAUAUGUACAGCUAUGCUGCACCUAGCUAUACCCCCAUUCCGACGAUCAUCAACUCCCAAGCCGCAUGCCGAAGCAUUUUAGAGAACCAAGAAGCUUUCAAGGUGACUUGGGGUAAGACGAUUGAGUUUCUCGUUCAUCGCGAUGGUCAUCCAUACGGUCGCGAUUUCUGUCUGGCUGGAGAUCGUCCGCCAAAUGCAGAAUCCCGUAAGAUCGUCGGUGCUGCGCUGUACCGAAACAAGUGGAAGUCUGAAGUCCAAACUUUCUACAGAGACAUCACAAUUCAGCUACUCAAGCGGAACUCUUACAAGGUGGCUGGUGUAAACCAAGUGGAUAUUGCCCGCGAUGUAUCCAAUCUCGCACAUGUCCAUUUCUGUGCUCAUCUAUUUUCCUUGCCACUGAAGACUGAGUCUAAUCCCAAGGGUGUCUUUUCUGAACUCGAGCUUUACCAGAUUCUGGCUUUGGUCUUCACUUGCAUCUUCUACAAUGUGGAUGUCGCCAACUCUUUCAAGCUUGAGCAGGCUGGUCGUGCAGUCGCUCAGCAGCUGGGAGAGUUGGUCAUGGCCAAUGUCGAGGUAAUUGAUAAGAGUGGAUUCAUUGCUAAUAUCGUGAGCCGCAUUCAUCGACAUGAUGUACUCAGUGACUACGGUGUUCAUAUGAUCCAGCAUCUCCUCAAUAGUGGCAUGCCCACGAAGGACAUUGUGUGGACGCAGAUCAUGCCAUCGGCCAGUUCGAUGGUUGCCAAUCAAGCACAGCUGUUUAGUCAAAUCCUGGACUUUUAUCUUGAGCCACAAAAUGCCGCUCAUCUUGCCGAGAUUCAGCGGUUGUCUAAGGAGACUACCCCAGAGUCUGAUGAGCUUCUUCUGCGAUACUUUAUGGAGGGCGCACGGAUCCGAUCGACUGUUGCUCUUCCGCGGGAAGUUGCCAAGCCCACAGUCGUCGAAGACAAUGGCGUGAACGUCACGUUGAAGGCAGGACAGGAAAUAGUUUGCAAUCUGGUCGCCGCUGGUCAGGAUGCAAAGGCAUUCCCAGAUCCCGAGACGGUCCGCUUAGAUCGGGACAUGAGCAAGUAUAUUCACUUUGGAUCCGGUCCCCAUCAAUGCCUGGGACUUGAAUUGUGUGAGACUGCUCUCCCUACUAUGCUCCGUGUUGUUGGUCAAUUGAAGAAUCUUCGCCGUACUCCAGGUCCACAAGGGGAGGUGAAGAAGAUCCCAGGCUCCUUCGGGAUCACGAUAUAUAUGGAUGAGGAGCAGAGCAACUAUUCUCCAUUCCCAACGACGAUGAAGAUCCAGUGGGAUGGAGAACUGCCAAGUCUGUAG